AGCCAGUCCCGCCUCCGCCCCCCCCCCCCCCCCCGCGGUGCGCGGCGGCCGCCGCCGCGCGCGGGCGGCGCGCGAUGGCCACCGUGGCGCGGCGGAGACUGAUCCGGGACCUCAAGAGGCUGCAGUCCGACCCGCCCCAGGGCAUCAGCGCCUCGCCGAUGAAGGACGACAUCAUGUCCUGGACGGCGGUGAUGUUCGGCCCGGACGACACGCCCUGGGAGGGCGGGACCUUCCAGCUGGAGGUCACCUUCACCGAGGAGUUCCCGACAAAACCACCGCACGUGAAGUUCUUAACGAAGAUGUUCCACCCGAACAUCUACAACAACGGGGAGAUCUGCCUCGAUAUCCUCCAGAACCAGUGGAGCCCGAUCUACGAUAUAUCGGCCAUCCUCACGUCGAUUCAGUCUCUGCUGACCGACCCCAACCCCAACUCGCCGGCCAACAGCGAGGCGGCCAGGCUGUGGUCGGAGAACCGGCGGGAGUACGACAGGCGCGUGACGCAGAUCGUGGAGGAGAGCUGGGCGGCCGCUGACGCCCUCUGCGAGGGUGAGGACGGCGAGGACGGCGAGGAGGACGGCGAGGAGGCCGGCAAGCCCGGGGAAGACCCCGAGGCGGCCGGCGGCGCCGCGUCCGCCAUGGACGAGGAGAGAACGUCGUGACUAUGGAGUGACGUCGGCCUGGCGGCGGUUGCCAGCGCAAGCGGCCGCAGGGCGGACUUAACUACCGCGUCCAGUGUCCGCAUCCUUGUCGGAAACUUUGUGCCAGGUGUGUGCUGCUAGACUACAGGAAAACACAUAUUCUGUGCAGUGGGUGUCGGAAGUGGUGGGCCUUGGGCUUCAGAGGCCGUGGAAGCGGUCAAGCAGACCCGUCUGUGCAUAUAGCAAGACCCAGCUUCCUUCAGUGCCCCUCUAGGUAUCACGGUCCCCGCUUCGAAUUAGAACUGUGUGCACGCUCCGCUCGGCGAGGAGAAAA
Molecule: messenger RNA, 972 nt
Organism: Prorocentrum cordatum
Lineage: Eukaryota; Dinophyceae; Prorocentrales; Prorocentraceae
Source: the annotation of a GenBank genome assembly